UCCAACACGCGCACGCACGCACACACGCGUGACGGCUCAGCAGCUCGCCGAAUGUCCGCUCCCGACAUAACGGGACAACUUGGAGCUCCCCCGGCAGGAUAUUCGCCGACUUCUCCAUGCUUCCCGUGCCCUCCUGCGAGCGCCUGUCCCCGGGCUGAGAAUUGCUGAUGAAAUGAGGACGAAUAGAGGAGGAGGGCACUGGCGAAGGUGCGACCCUCAUUAGACGCACACCACUAUCAAGCAAGUUCCCCCGCCAUGGCCAACCACUCGGAGCUGAUCCAGGAGCUGCAGCAGCUGGACAAAGUGCCCAGUCUGGAGAGGCUGCGGGCGGCACAGAAGCGGCGCAGUCAGCAGCUGAAGAGAUGGGCCGUCUACGAGAAGGAGAUGCAUAGCAAGAAGCGCAAGGCAGACAAGAAGGGACGAAACGGCAACGGUCUCCAGCGUGACCAGUCAAAGAGGCGAGUGUCAUUUGCCGCCAGCGUGGCGCUUCUGGAAGCGACGACUCGGAAUGACCCAGAAGAAGUGCGCUAUUUGCUGAAGAACAACGUGAGCCCAGACCUCUGCAACGAAGACGGCCUCACCGCACUGCAUCAGUGCUGCAUAGACAACUACGAGGAGAUGGUGAAGAUCCUGCUCAACCGAGGCGCAAACGUGAACGCUCAGGACAACGAGCUGUGGACGCCGCUGCACGCCGCCGCCACGUGUGGCCACGCGGGCCUCGUCAAGCUCCUCAUCGCACACGGAGCAGAUUUGCUGGCGGUCAACUCUGACGGCAACAUGCCCUACGAUAUUUGUGAAGACGACCCUACACUGGAUAUCAUCGAGACAGCCAUGGCCAACCGAGGCAUCACCCAGGAGAUGAUCAACGAGACCCGAGCUUCAACAGAGAGGAGGAUGCUGGGAGAUAUCCAGGAGCUAGUGAGGUCAGGAGAGGAGGUCAACCAGCAGGACUCUCAAGGAGCCACACUGCUGCACAUCGCAGCAGCAAACGGCUUCAUGCAGGCUGCAGAACUGCUGCUGGAAGGAGGCGCCGGCAUGGACCUGAGGGACUCGGACGGGUGGCAGCCGCUCCAUGCUGCGGUGUGCUGGGGUCAGAUGCACCUCGCUGAGCUGCUGGUGUCUCACGGAGCCAGCCUCAAUGCCAAGACCUUCCUGGAGGAGACGCCCAUCGACCUGUGCGAGGACGAGGAGUUUCGAAGCAUCCUGCUGGACCUCAAGCACAAACACGACAUCAUCAUGAAGUCCCAGCUCAAACACAAGACCUCCUUGAGCCGCAGGACGUCCAGUGCAGGCAGUCGUGGGAAAGUAGUGCGGCGAGCCAGCCUGUCGGACAGACACAACCUUUGUCGCAAGGAGUACGAGACUGAGGCCAUCGUGUGGAGGGGAGGAAGGGAGCAGGACAAGGAGAAGGAAGCUGAUCAGCAGGAGAAUGUUCAGGUGAUGCCUGUAGAAGUUGUAGAAGUCCUCAAGCAGCCCCAGCUGCCCGCCAUCCUCAAAGAAGGCGGCACCAAACCUAACGGCGUCGUGGCCACAUGGUCGUGCACGGGGCCACAGCCCUCUACCACGCUCCAAGGCGAAAAGGGGCCCGGCGAGAAACCUCAGACUCUGUCCGAGCUGAAGAAACAGAGGGCGGCGGCCAAAAUUUUGAGCCACCCGUUGUUGAACGGCCACCUUUACAACGGGUCCACGGACUCCUUCAGCGACGCCAAAGCCCACUGGGAUGACCCCCGCAUGCCUCUGGUGUCGUCCAACGGAAGCGCCGUUUUCUACACGCCGGCCAGCGGCGACCCGCCCCUCCUCAGACUGAAGCAGCCGCUGGAAGAGGAGCAGCCCAAGUCACGGACCUGCUGCUGUGUGUCGUAGCGCCCUCGUCAGGUGAGAGGAGAGAACAGCAAGUGUUUGCACAGGAGAGAAGGUGAAGGAAUGAAUGUGUCGCUAAACUGUCACUCACUCACUAAGGCUGCGUUCACACCUUUUCUCUGCGUGUGGACAUGAUCGUCUCAACUACCCAUUGACCAAUAGGUUGUCUUCAGGGACGAUGCAAGGCUGAUGACCGAGUAUAUGUCAGUAAAGAGCUGGACAAGGCUUUUAGUCAGCGGUCACCAUUACGUCCAUGGCGAGCUAGCAGUGGAUGGCGGAGGGUGUGUCAGUGGAUGGUGGAGGGUGUGUCAGUGGAUGGCGGAGGGUGUGUCAGUGGAUGGCGAGCUAGCAGUCGAUGGUGGAGGGUGUGUCAGUCGAUGGCGGAGGGUGUGUCAGUUGAUGGCAAGCUAGCAAUCGAUGGUGGAGGGUGUGUCAGUUGAUGGCAAGCUAGCAAUCGAUGGUGGAGGGUGUGUCAGUGGAUGGCGAGCUAGCAGUCGAUGGUGAAGGGUGUGUCAAUGGAUGGCGAGCUAGCAGUCGAUGGUGGAGGGUGUGUCAGUGGAUGGCGAGCUAGCAGUCGAUGGUGAAGGGUGUGUCAAUGGAUGGCGAGCUAGCAGUCGAUGGUGGAGGGUGUGUCAGUGGAUGGCGAGCUAGCAGUCGAUGGUGAAGGGUGUGUCAAUGGAUGGCGAGCUAGCAGUCGAUGGUGGAGGGUGUGUCAGUCGAUGGUGAGUUACCGGUCGAUGGCGGAGGGUGUGUCAGCAGAUGGUGGAGGGUGUGUCAGUCGAUGGCAAGCUAGCAGUCGAUGGUGGAGGGUUUGUCAGUCGAUGUUGGAGGGUGUGUCAGUCGAUGGCAACCUAGCAAUCGAUGGUGGAGGGUGUGUCAGUCGAUGUCGAGCUAGCAGUCGAUGGUGGAGGGUGUGUCAGUCGAUGGUGGAGGGUGUGUCAGUCGAUGGCAACCUAGCAAUCGAUGGUGGAGGGUGUGUCAGUCGAUGUCGAGCUAGCAGUCGAUGGUGGAGGGUGUGUCAGUCGAUGGUGGAGGGUGUGUCAGUGGAUGGCGAGCUAGCAGUCGAUGGUGAAGGGUGUGUCAAUGGAUGGCGAGCUAGCAGUCGAUGGUGGAGGGUGUGUCAGUCGAUGGUGGAGGGUGUGUCAGUCGAUGGCGAGCUAGCAGUGGAUUGUGGAGGGUGUGUCAGUCGAUGUUGGAGGGUGUGUCAGUCGAUGCUUAGCUAGCAGUCGAUGGUGGAGGGUGUGUCAGUCGAUGCUUAGCUAGCAGUCGAUGGUGGAGGGUGUGUCAGUCAAUGGUGAGCUAGUAGUCGAUGGUGGAGAGUGUGUCAGUCGAUGGCGGAGGGUUUGUCAGUUAAUUGUAGAAAGUGUGUUAGUCGAUGGAAAGCUGGCAGUCCAUGAUGGAGGGUGUGUCAGUUGAUGGUUGAGAGUGUGUCAGUCGAUGGUGAGCUUGCAGUCGAUGGUGGAAGGUGUGUCAGUCGAUGUUGGAGGGUGUGUCAGUCGAUGGUGAGGUAGCAGUCGAUGGUGGAGGGUGUGUCAGUCGAUGGCGAGCUAACAGUCGAUGGUGGAGGGUGCGUCAUUCGAUGGCGGAGGGUGUGUCAGUUGAUGGCGAGCUAGCAGUCGAUGGUGGAGGGAGUGUCAGUCGAUGGAGGGUGUGUCAGUGGAUGCCGGAGGGUGUGUCAGUGGAUGCCAGAGGGCGUGUCAGUCGAUGGCGGAGGGUGUCAAGCGGGAAACACUUUUUUUUAUUUCAACACUCUCGCGCUGUACCUGCCGUCAAAAGUCUAAAAACGACUGCAAAGUUCCUGUCUUCACAAUAAAAGCUCUGCUUCAUUCUGCCUGCGCUAACAAAAUAAGAGUCUCACAAAGCUAGCGCUCACAAGCUUGCAAGCUAUCUUAACCUGGGUUUGAAAGAUCCCUGGGGGGGUUCGGUGAGUCGGCCUCAGGGGUUCGGUGGGGGUCAAACACACCCAAUUAACUCAUAGUAUAAAUACAAACUUCUCCGUAACGACAUAUUAAGGAUACGGCAACAGCUGACUGAUUUGCAGGUGUGUCAUUUGUUGUGAGUUUAUGCACUGUGUUGCUUUUGUUGUUUGAACAAGGUGAUUGUCAUGCUCGGUUCAAUUUGUACACCAGUUAAAAAAACAUGGUAACACUUUAGUAUGGGGAACAUAUUCACCAUUAAUUAGUUGCUUAUUAACAUGCAAUUUAGGAACAUAUUGGCUCUUAACUAAUCAUUAUUAAGUACUUAUUAAUGCCUUAUUCGGCAUGGCGUUAUUAUAACCCUAACCCUGACCCUAACCCUAACCAAAUAACUCUAAAUUAAGUCUUUAUUACUUACAAUAUGUUCCCCAUAUUAAAGUGUUACCAAAAACAUAUAACUUGGUCUUGAAUUUGAAAAACAACAACAUUUUAUUUUUCACCAAAGGAGGAUUCGGGGAAUGCGCGUAUGAAACUGGUGGGGUUCGGUACCUCCAACCAGGUUAAGAACCACUGUUGUAAAGUCUAUAAAUAUAUAUAUUUUGUGGUCCUCUCCAAGGUUCUCAUAGUCAUCAUUGUCACCGACGUCCCACUGGGUGUGAGUUUUCCUUGCCCUUAUGUGGGUUCUUCCGAGGAUGUGGUAGUCGUAGUGGUUUGUCAAUCCUUUGAGACAUUUGUGAUUUAGGGCUAUAUAAAUAAACAUUGAUUGAUUGAUUGAUUGACUGAAAAAGGAGUAUCUCUUAUUAUAUCCAAUGUAUUUGUCAACCACCUUGCACGGGAGGUGUAGCUCUCCUCUUGAAAAGGGUAACCGUCCUUUGGCAGCUUCACAUAAGUUAUGACUUUUACUUCCUCUAUUUAGUCAAGUUUGAUGUCCUCUCCAUGCUGUGCGCUAGUGUCAUUUUUUGAGGUGGAAUAAGUUGCUUUGUUUUGUUCCCUUUAUUGAAAUACUGUACCCUUACUUUCGAAAUAUUCCAGUCAGUAUGCACUAUUACGUAUCGUCACCCGAUUAUGUCUCUUAAUAAAAAAAUAAAAAAACUUUCCAAAGAUUCAAUGGGCAAAAUCUAACAACUGAGAUUGGACUAUGAAAACCCUUAGUCGUUAGAGGGUACCACAGCACUGAACCACAGGUGUGAACGCAGCCUUAAGAAAAAUGGACCAAAUUCUCCAGAAGAAAUUUAGCUGAGCCGAUGGAUUAAAAUUCCUUUAUUUAUUUUUUUUCAGAAAUACCCAAAAUUAAUUUUCCAGGUACUGAGUAGAAUUCUGUUCAAAGAUGUACGUAUUUUCAAAUAAGCAAUGAAGGUUCCCUUUAUCUGAAAAUGGAAGAACAUUGUCAUCACCUUGCAGAAGUGUACUCAUUUUUAUACUGUUUGUCCACCCUCAAAUGAUUUAUUCAUGCAUCAUCCACCCUCAGAUCCUUUAAGACGACCCGUUGACUGUAUUUAUUUAUGACGUGAUUAAACAGCUUACUGGUUCCUAGAAUAUUUAUUGUCAGUGUCACGUGACCGCGAUGCAGGAUGAAAGAUCUCAUGUUGACAGGAAGUGCUCGGGGGCACAUCAUGGUUAUGCUAAUGAGAGACACUUCGUAAGCACAUUGGCUAGAACAUUCAACGGUAUGUUACCUCAUCUCCUCGCCAGUGCCAAAGAGUCUUCCAUUAAAAAAAAAAAAAAAAUACUGUAUAUUAGGUUUGAAGUCUUCUUGAUCUUGUUGUUAACCCAUAAUUCAACCUCCUAAAAUCCCUUGAACCCUUUUGUACAGUGUCAACUAUUUGUAAGGACACAUUUGUGAAUACGUUUGAUCUGUUCCCAUUAACUGCGUCUGUUACUUGUGAGGUCAUGAAAAUAAACAGAACCAGACUGAGUGACAUAGGACUGGGUCCGGCUUGGUUUUUACCUCCUAAAAUCCCUCGAACCCUUUUAAACAGUGUCAACUAUUUGUAAGGACAUGUUUGUGAAUAUGUUUGAUCUGUUCCCAUUAACCGCGUCUGUUACUUGUGAGGUCAUAAACAUAAACGGAACCAGACUGAGUAAUAUAGGACUGGGUCUAGCUUGGUUUUUGCCUUGUUCUGGGUUCUAGUCCUGGGUACAUUAACCAAGCUCCUAAUGCUUCAGUCACACGGAGGAUUCUCACAAGAAUGAGGGAAAGACUUAACCUGGGCCCACUGUACCCGUCAUGUUGCUAAUCCCAGGCGUUUCAUGUCUUCAUUAUUCAUGUUUAAUGUUGUUUUGUUUUAAUGAAAGUAGGCUUGUCUGGUCAUGUCCAAUGUCCACUUUGUCAAUAAAGUCACAUUUCAAGCUGCCAUAAAAGGAUCAUCUCCUGAUACAGAGUGACUCUUGGAAUAAAUUGUAUAUUUUGACAA
Messenger RNA from Nerophis ophidion (straightnose pipefish), 6190 nucleotides. RefSeq names its product protein phosphatase 1, regulatory subunit 16B (gene ppp1r16b). Gene Ontology annotation, molecular function: protein binding; phosphatase regulator activity; enzyme inhibitor activity. The record is from RefSeq and is a predicted model, not a curated record. Gene Ontology annotation, biological process: regulation of sprouting angiogenesis; establishment of endothelial barrier. The transcript is spliced from 11 exons. Bases 256 to 1863 code for a protein of 535 amino acids. Gene Ontology annotation, cellular component: cytoplasm. Lineage: Eukaryota; Metazoa; Chordata; Actinopteri; Syngnathiformes; Syngnathidae.